AUGACUACUAUCGACUCUUUGCCCGUUGAAAUACUCUUCCAGAUCUUUCACUACAGUUCUCCGCAAGAGCUUUGGUGCCUUAGUCUCACAUGCAAAAGACUAGGACUUAUAGCCAGUACUUGCUUAUGGUCAGACAUCGAACUUCACGAGAAAGGAUAUCAUGAGUCGAGCGCUGAGAUCGUUCAUCCACCACCUUACAGGACAACGCCGCGUCCGUACAACACCUCGGGUAGACAUGGCUGGCACAGCGAUAUUUACAAAAGAGCAGAGAAGCUGUUCACGCUGCUACAUAAUUUACAUACAAAUGAUGAAGCGCGUCUGGCACAGCUUGCUGGUAGAGUGAGAAGUCUGUGUACAGUGAUAGACCCGAUUUGGCAAUCUGAGCUGGAUCAGCGCGCAAAUACGAUAUGGAACAUUCUGCCUUACUUUACCAGACUUGAGUCGCUUGAGUUACACGGCAUCCCCAGUACCGUACAUAAUGGCAACGUUGGGAUACGCUUGAGCGUUGUGCAGCCUUUGGCUAAUCUCAAAUUCGCAAAGCUUUUCGCGUACAUACCACGGGAUGUUGCAACGUAUGUACUUCGGUCCAAUGCUAGCCUUGAACGCCUGGAGCUCGGAAUGCUAGACGAUCCAAAGCCCGGCGAUAUCGGUAUAGAGUCGGUCGAUAACCUCAACUUUACCAGGCAGCAGACUUACCGUGGUGGGGUCAUUCCUCGUUCAUUAGGUGGCUUCUUUCCCGAAUACUCUCCAUCGUUUCAAAAGUUGAAGUAUAUACACUUUUGCCAGCCUUGCAAUAGUCGGGGAGAUUACUUCAACCAGAUGAACGCCUGGUCUGCAUAUGCAGAUAAGGCAGCCCUAGGAUCCUGGAAGAAUAUCCUGGUUGCUUCAUGCCAAACACUGGAGACCUUGAUACUGGACCAGAGACCUGGAGCUGGUGUGGAAGACAAUGAAGGGUUAUCGGAGGAAGAGUUCCUCAACACUGGUUCAUCCGGCCUAGGCAACAAAGGAAUCAUUGAGUCACUCGGAAGCAUGCUCACAAGCGAAUCUGAGCUUCCUAGGUUGAGUCAAGUGUAUCUGUAUGGGUUUGUUGUCAGAUCUCCUCUUCGUAGGAGACCAUCUGAGGAAACUCCUGGGGAUAUCCUGUUGCAUGGCCUCAAGAGAAGAGGUGCUAAUUGCGAGGCUAGGAGGGGAAAAUGGUGUCUGUUUGAUCAAGAGACAGGGAAGACAUCAUGGGCGAAAUGGGACGGAGAUGGAUGCACCAAUCUUCACGACGAAUAUAUGGGAGUUAAAUGGUAUACUGUUAUGGCCAAAGUCUAA
Messenger RNA from Fusarium pseudograminearum CS3096, 1317 nucleotides. RefSeq lists its product as uncharacterized. Gene Ontology annotation, molecular function: protein binding. The record is from RefSeq and is a predicted model, not a curated record. The transcript has a single exon. NCBI's taxonomy places the organism in Eukaryota, Fungi, Ascomycota, Sordariomycetes, Hypocreales, Nectriaceae. The coding region runs from base 1 to 1317 and encodes 438 amino acids.